This is a messenger RNA of Pectinophora gossypiella (pink bollworm), 1168 nucleotides long. RefSeq lists its product as uncharacterized. NCBI's taxonomy places the organism in Eukaryota, Metazoa, Arthropoda, Insecta, Lepidoptera, Gelechiidae. The transcript has a single exon. The record is from RefSeq and is a predicted model, not a curated record. Bases 216 to 968 code for a protein of 250 amino acids.
AAAAAAAGAACCAAUCACUCACUACGUAACUAGACAAAAAAAUAGAAAUAUACUUCAUUAAUUUUGUCAUUGUUUUGUCACAUAGUUUAUUUUCCCAACAAUUACAAGUGUAUUGCACCACUAAGCAGAUAAACGUCCAAAUGGUGUAAGUUUCCAGUUAAUGGGCGUUUUUUUGAAAUUUACUUUCGAGGUCACACACACAGAACUGUAACAAUAUGACGGAUUCAAGUUCGUUUUCGUCUCUUCUGGCGCUUGUCGACAGCCACCUGUCUAAGACCAGCAUCCAGGGGAGCCAUUCUGAUGAUAUCAACAACCUUGGCAAUCGUUUUCCUAUGCCGUCCCUUAGUGGGGCGCAACCAGGCACCCUCUCCGACACCAGACUCCAGCGGCUACCGAUACCCAGUUUCGGCCUGAGUCAGAGUCCCAUCCAAAAUGUCCUUGCUGAACAAGUGGCUAACAUGCUAAAAGCCAAAGAACUAAAGAAACAGCAGGAGGAAGAAAAGAAGAGAUUAGAAGAGGAAAUGAAGAAAAUGAAACUAGAAGAGGAAGACGACUGUAUUAUUGACCUGAUGCAGGCAUUACAGGUGCCUUAUGAUCCACAACCACUUGUCAAACAGGAAGUACUUAGCAGCAGUAGCUCAUUUGAAUCACUAUUUGAGCCAAAGUUCAUUGACUGUGAUGGAACAAAUGAGGAACCCAAAUCCCCUGAACCUGUGUUGCCUUGUAUACAAGACAUGUCAUAUAUUCUCACAAAGAAAAUAAAGAGAGGUAAGGGUUCUGCAUUUGGCAAAGUUAUGUCAUCAAGAUUGAAGCCAGUUGCUGCUCCAUACUUCCACACUCGUAUCAAGACUAGCAUAGUCCCAUUUGAUUUCAGUACACCAUCACCCUGUGAUAUCAUAAAGGAAAAGUUGAGGAGACCAACAUGCUGUGUAUCUUAUAAGCCAGACAUUAUCAACUUUGUGGUGUAGUUUGACUACAAGUGUAGUGUUUACUUAUCCAAAUCUACUAUGAUAUAACUGUUGGCAUUAUAUUUAAGUCUGAUAUACAGAAGUACCUAGGUUAAAAUAGACAUUAGAAAUUUAUGAUCAAAUUAGUGUCAUCUUAUUUGUGUCAGCAAAUAUAAAUAUGUACUUGAUUAUAGUAUUUAAUCAAUAAAAUUUACAUUAUA